This is a messenger RNA of Austrofundulus limnaeus, 5253 nucleotides long. It is a transcript of the gene egflam, whose product is annotated as EGF-like, fibronectin type III and laminin G domains. The record is from RefSeq and is a predicted model, not a curated record. Gene Ontology annotation, molecular function: protein binding; calcium ion binding. NCBI's taxonomy places the organism in Eukaryota, Metazoa, Chordata, Actinopteri, Cyprinodontiformes, Rivulidae.
UGGCCCCACGCUCCUUGCACUUGGUUCUGCAGCUCAUCUGCUGUCUAAGAAGCGGGACUGAAGAGCGACACGACAGCUCGGAUCUCCGUGCGUAAAAAAAGACCGUGGCAGCCAUUCAUUUGUUCCAGCGAUGGUGAUUUACGCGUGAAUUGUUGUCGGGACACUUUUUUUUUUCAUCGUCCACCAGAGCGCCUUUCAGAGGAACAGUAGUCCGUUCAUGAUCCACCCCACUGAUCUUUUGCAGACUGUAAUCUUAUCAGGGUCAAACCCAAGCUCGGGCGCGUCCCGUGGUGCCUCUGGAUGGCGUUUAUGAUCAAAAUUUAGUUACAUAAAAAUAUUUUCUUCAAGGAAUAGUUAACCAGAAAGUCAUUUGAUUUGAGCUGUGCGUAAAAAUGGAGAUUUGACUGUUUUGAACUUUCGACCAGCUGAAGAAAUGGAUCCUAAAAGUAAAGAGAGAGGUCUCUUCUGCUUUCUUUUCUUUGCAAUUUGCACAAUCAGCGUUUGCUUUGGAGCAAGACGAUUAAAUAACAGGAGAUCUGAUCGUCUGAGUCCUCCGUUAGACAUCCAGCUGGAGACCCUCAACUGUACGGCAUUCAGUGUGCGAUGGAAGAUGCCCCGAAGACACGUGAGCACAAUCACUGGAUACAAGGUUUUUUACACAGAAAUAAAGAAUAGUCGUCCAGUCGGUACAUCAUCCUUCAUGGAGGUGCCCCUCAGUUUGGACAUGUUAACUACUGGACAAUUUAACGGGCAAGCUGGCUUUGACGUGACCAUUGGUAACCUAAAGAUGAACGCUAAGUACAGAGUCAGUGUUGGAGCAUAUGGAUGGGCAGGGGAGGGCAGACCCAGCAUGCCCAGAGACGUCAUUACUGCUUCCCACGAAAUGUGCAUGCCCCCAUCACCCCCAACUCAGCCUGCUGUCAUGGCGGUAUCGGACACAGAGCUGGCGUUGUCGUGGCAACAUGGAGAGAGUGAAGGAAGCGCACCGGUUCUUCACUUCCUGGUGGCUUACAUCAGGCCAGAAAUGGACACGGAGUGGACAUAUAUUCGUGAGCCUAUUGAGACGAACUCCAUGGUUUUGAAAGGGCUGCUCCCAGACACAGAGUACCAGUUUGUUGUCCGAGCUGUCAACAUGCACGGAGUAAGCCCACCCAGCCACAUCAACAACCCUGUCCGAACACUUGGCACAUCAGAUGUUGGCAGCGGGGAUUUUAACCUUUACGUCACAAACUCCAGAAUUGAAGAUGAAGAUGGAUUUGACUUUGAUGACUCAGAUUACGAUGUUUUUAUUGAAGAGCUGAAGCCAUUUCCAGGUAUCAGCGACGCUGACAAGAAGUCCCAGCUCCGUUCACACCCUGGACCGCCAUCUGGUCGAAACGUCGUUUACCGCAUGAACACAGAAAACCGUCCAAAUGUCACUGAUCAACCAUUUUCUACAACCAUCUCCGCAAUCCUCCUGGACUCCACAGAUCUGGUUUUGUCAGUCACCUCUGAGCUGAGUAGUACUGACACCAUGACUACUGCUCCCCUCACCACCAGCAGCGUUCCUCUGUCCUUCACCACCGGCAGCCCAUCCAUCUCCGCCUGGCAGGGCGAGGUCCCUCGUGUUUACGACCAGAGCUGUGACGAUACCGUGUGUCCUCCUGAGAGUUUCUGUCUCUCUGAUUCUGAGAGCGGAGGCUCGCGCUGCCACUGUAACCUCGGCCGCAGAGGCGACACCUGCUCUGAGGUGAUAACAAUAAACUUUCCCAGGUUCUCUGGCUACUCUCACAUGACCUUUGAACCCUUGAAAAAUGCUUAUCAGACCUUUCAAAUUACAUUAGAAUUUAAGGGCCAGUACACUAAGAUUACUUUCCGCUCCCCGUUAUACGUGGGUGGAUCUCCAAGUGCUUACUGGCUGUUCAAGGCAACAGGAACUAAUAGUGGCUUUGUGGGCUGCAUACAGAGUCUGACCAUCAACAACAAAGUGACAGACAUCAGGCCGUGGCCUCUCGGCAAAGCUCUGAGUGGGGCUGAUAUAGGUGAAUGCAGCGACAGAGUGUGCGACAUGGUCAGCUGUGCCAACGGUGGCGUCUGCUUUGCAAACCGUGCCGAUGGCUACAUUUGUCUGUGCCCGCUGGGCUUCAGGGGAGCCCUUUGUGAAGAGAGCUUCUUGCUGUCCUCACCGCUCUUCAACGAAACAGUGUUUUCAUAUGCCGUCAUCCCGUGGCCUCAGUCCUCUCAGAGUUACCUUUCCUUCAUGGAGUUUGAGGUGACGUUCUGGCCGUCCAUGCCCAAUGGGGUGCUCCUGUACAGUGACGAUGMGGACAGCAGAGACUUCUUGGCUAUAAAGCUGGUGGACAGAUACGUGGAGUUUAGGUUUGACUGCGGCUCUGGAGAAGCUGUCAUCAGGAGUGAGGAGCAGAUAAGUCUGGACUCAUGGCAUGAGCUCAGAGUGUCUCGCACAGCGAAGAGCGGGAUUCUGCAAGUGGACAACCAGAAACCAAUGGAGGGAAUUUCUGAGGGCGCUUUCACUCAGAUCAACUGCAGUUCACCUCUUUAUGUCGGCGGAGUGCCUGUUUAUGAGAAAACCAAGAGAACGGCAGGUGUAACAAAGCCCUUCACUGGAGUCAUUCAGAAGCUGGUUCUCAAUGACCGCAACAUCCCGAUCACGACUGACUCUGCUGGUGGAGUUAACGUUCAAAAUUCAGCUCACCCAUGUGUGGAAAGCCCCUGCGCCAAUGGAGGGACGUGCCGGCCGAAGUGGGAUGGCUAUGAGUGCGACUGCCCUCUGGGGUACGAUGGAAGACACUGCCAGAAAGAGUGUGGAAAUUACUGUUUGAACACUGUGACUGAAGCCAUAGAAAUCCCACAGUUUAUCGGCAGGAGUUACUUGACCUACGACAACAGAGAUAUCCUUAAAAGAGUUUCUGGUUCCAGGACUAACCUGUUCAUGCGUUUUAAAAGCACAGCUAAUGAUGGCUUGUUACUGUGGAGAGGAGACAGUCCAAUGAGACCCAACAGUGACUUCCUGUCUUUGGGGCUCCAGGAUGGAGCUCUCAUUUUCAGUUAUAACUUGGGCAGUGGUGUGGUUAACGUCGUUGUCAACGGGACUUUCAGUGACGGGAAAUGGCACAAAGUCAAGGCUGUCAGAGAUGGUCAGUCCGGGAAGCUGACAGUUGAUGAUUAUGGAGCAAAGACAGGCAGGUCACCUGGCAUGAUGAGACAACUCAACAUCAAUGGUCCUCUAUAUGUUGGUGGCAUGAAAGAGAUCGCUCUUCACACGAACAGGCAGUACAUCGGAGGCUUGGUGGGCUGCGUGUCCCAUUUCACUCUUUCUACUGACUACCACUUAGCUCUGGUUGAGGAUGCGGCUGACGGAAAAAACAUCAACACCUGCUCCAACUAGAGAAUGUUUUCUUACAGACGAUGACCAUUUCCCCCCGGGUGGACCAAAUCAGAUUUUAUUUAUCGACACCAAAUGCGCAAAAAGCAUUUUUGUUUUCUUUUGCUAAAUGUACUAAACCAGACCGGAUGUGUCUGAAACUCAAACUGGAAAAAAGAACAGUACAGUCAGUUUGAGUCACUGGAAUUUUUUUCUAUGAUUUUUCAACAUGAAGCUUUAAAUCUCAAAGAUGAUGUAAGUGUUGGUGAUUUUUUGUCUGGAUUGAUAAUUUUGAUCCUGCGGAAAACAAAACGACACCAUCACCACAACACGAGUGUUUCCUGAGAGGAGAGAGAAAGAUUAUCUUCAUUGGUAAUGAAUUUCUUUGAAAACAAACAUGUAUAAAAAAUAAAAAGAAAGAAGAAAAAAAAUCACUUUUCCCCCCAUGGGAUGAGUCCUACUGUAUCUGCUUUUUUGUACUGUAAAUCCUUCUAUGACUGCUGAAAGAACCACGAAGAGAUCAAAGACACCGUGAACCUGACCCAGAGCAGCUAGCAGAGAUAAACUUCUUUUUAAGGGAUUUUAGAUUUAGUCCUAGAGGGUUUUCUUGUCUUUGUUGUGACACUGGUGUUCUUGUUUGAGAUGUUUUAUUAUUCUGUUUUUGCAAGAUGUUUGGUUUUGCUGAGAAAAAAUGUCAACGGCACAAAAUGCUUUUUUUUUACUAUCUUCUAGGUUAUGUGAUCUUUUGUUUGGAGCUAUCAGAUGUUAGUCACAUGAAAAGUUGAUUUUGAUACGGUAAAUGAAACUGAAAAGUUUGAGAAAAUGACCAUGAGAUCUGGUCAUCUGACACAAACCACAGUACUGUGCACUACAGCCUUGAAUUUCAUUAGAUUUUUAUCUUAUAUUAUCAAACUAGGAAAAGAUAACUUACGGAAAAAUGUUUGAAAUGUGUUUUAUUUUGUAAUAUUUAGGGCGGGUACAUCUGUUAAUUUAAACACRUGUUUUAAUAAGUAACGAUUCCUGGUAGAGGUAGACAUGUUGUGGUUUUGUUCUAAGAAAGAUAUUUUAUUUUUAGUUUUUAGUUUGCCAUCAUGGUUCUACGCUGAUACAAACAAACCCUACGUUUCUUCGUUCAACUGCAAAAAAGGAAGAUGGGAUGGAAAGUUUUAUUUUAUUUUAUUUUUGGUUGCAGUCUGUAACUUCACCACUAGGUGUCACUGCAUCUCACAACAUGAACCCUAAAACUUGAGCGCUCAAAAAGGAAAUACAAACUAAACAAACUAAAAGACAGAGUAGCUAAAACAAAAUACACAAUGUGAUGGUGAAAUAUGAAUGUAUAACAAUUAAACUAGAUGGAUUACUGUACACUGUGUAAAAAAGUAGUAGUUCUGAUGAAAUUUGCAAUGUUAUAAGUGACCUUAGACUAUAGGAAGUUGUUGAUGUAUGUGUGUAAUGUUUCUAAAAGUCGUUAAAAAUUUUUUUGUCUGACCAGGCUUGGUUAUUUUUCAAAUUGAAGGUGUGAACAGGAAUGGUUCAUACUGACUAACUGUGCAAAUAUACAAACACAUAGUCUUGCCUUAAUACCUCCCUAAAUAACCAGCUCAGAAUAAAAAGAAACUAUUCUCAAAUAACCAAAUAAACAUAAUUUUAAAGUUUUUUAGGGUAUUUCAGAAAGUACAUUGAACUGAACUGAACUGCAGCUUUUUUCCAAAUUACUAAAAGACACAGAACUACAUAAUUAUUUUUAAAAGAAAGACAAUUGCCUAUCCAAAAAGUCUGCUGAUUGAUUAAUUAUAUAAACUAACAUGUUUUUGUUACACCACAGUUAUCCGUUGAGAUUUUCUAAUUCGUCUUCUAUUGUUUAAAUAAAAUGUGUUGUUUUGAAAUAU